Messenger RNA from Chelmon rostratus (copperband butterflyfish), 4475 nucleotides. It is a transcript of the gene mocos, whose product is annotated as molybdenum cofactor sulfurase. Bases 288 to 2804 code for a protein of 838 amino acids. The transcript is spliced from 15 exons. The record is from RefSeq and is a predicted model, not a curated record. Gene Ontology annotation, molecular function: molybdenum cofactor sulfurtransferase activity; molybdenum ion binding; pyridoxal phosphate binding. Lineage: Eukaryota; Metazoa; Chordata; Actinopteri; Chaetodontiformes; Chaetodontidae. Gene Ontology annotation, biological process: Mo-molybdopterin cofactor biosynthetic process.
UGUGCUUCCUUUAUUUCUAGCUGACUACUUCCACAGACACUCAAAUCAAGUGGGAGUGACUUCUGACUUCUUAUCAACAUCACGUUACCCGUCCUGCCAGUAAAUAGUCCGGAGCCGCUUUGCACAAGGACACCGCGGGGGACAAGGACCAAGUCCGCUGCUGCCCACCGGACUUAGACCCCGAGCAGUGUCACCGAGGGGAGGGCUGGUGGUGUGCUGAAACGCCUGCAGCAGCAGCAGCCCCGCGGUGUGCUCUCUGCAGCUCUCCCCGGCGGAAAGCGAAAUCGAUGGAUUUCCAAAAACUGUGCACUUUUGAAACUUUUAAGCAGCUCUGCAGUCACUACGGUCAUGGGGACAACUUCCAGGACGUGAUCGAGCAGGAGUUCGCCCGGAUUAAAGGAAUAACAUAUCUGGAUCAUGCAGCAGCUACUCUGUACCCCGAGUCUCUCCUCAGGGACUACUUCCAGGACAUUUCCAGGAAUGUGUACGGAAACCCUCACAGCCAUAACCCCAGCAGCAAACUGACACAUGACACGGUGGAGAGGGUCAGAUACAGGGUAUUGCAGCACUUUAACACUAUCCCCGAGGAGUACUCUGUGAUUUUCACUUCUGGAUGUACAGCCGCUCUCAAAUUAGUGGCUGAGAGCUUUCCCUGGAGGCCACAGACUGAGAGCGAGGCGGGGAGUCACUUCUGCUACCUCACUGACAGCCAUACCUCUGUAGUUGGUAUAAGAGGACUGACUUCUGCCCGGGGGGUAGUUGCCCUGCCUGUCUCCCCGCAGGAAGUGGAAAACAAGGCAAAGGAUGAGGCUCAAGGUGAAGAUGCUAUUUGCCAGACACCGCACCUCUUCUGCUACCCAGCACAGAGCAACUUCUCUGGGAGGAAGUAUCCCCUCAGCCAUGUGAAAGGCAUCCAGGCGAGACGCCUCUACCCAGCAUGCGACCACGGAGGCCGCUGGUUUGUGCUGCUAGAUGCAGCCUCUCAUGUCAGCUGUUCCCCUCUAAACCUACAGGACUGCCCUGCUGAUUUUAUUCCCAUCUCUUUCUACAAGAUGUUUGGCUUCCCUACCGGUCUGGGGGCCCUUCUUGUCCGCAACAACGCUGCAGGCAUACUAAAAAAGACUUAUUUUGGAGGAGGCACAGCAGCAGCUUACCUUUCUGGAGAAGAUUAUUAUGUGCAUGCGGCAAACAUUUCUGACAGAUUUGAAGAUGGAACUGUCUCUUUCUUGGACAUCAUAGCUCUGAAUCACGCUUUUGAGUCUCUUUGCAGGAUCACAGGAGGCAUGCACAACAUCCAACAGCACACGUUUGGCUUGGCACGCUACACUUACAUGCUGCUGUCAAGUCUUUGCCAUGGCAACGGGCGACCGGUGGCUCAGAUAUACACUGAAGGCCAGUUUGAGAGUCCAAGCACACAGGGCGCAAUCCUAAACUUCAACCUCCUGGAUUCUCAUGCACAGAUUAUUGGGUAUUCUCAGGUGGACAGAAUGGCCAGUCUGUACAAUAUUCAUGUGCGCACAGGUUGCUUCUGUAACACUGGGGCCUGUCAGUCCUUCCUCGGGAUCAGCCGGCAGCAGAUGAAGAGAAACCUGCAGGCCGGCCACGUCUGCGGAGACAAUAUUGACCUGGUGGAUGGCCAGCCGACCGGAUCUGUUCGCGUGUCCUUUGGCUACAUGUCAACAUUUGAAGACUGUCAAAAGUUCCUGAACUUUGUCGCCGAGUGCUUUGUGGAGAAACCCGUCACAGUGGACCAAGUGAGACUAGAGAAGCUGAAAACAGCCACAGCAGCGUCCCACGUCUUAAAUGAAGAUCCCGCAAUCAAAAUCACUAAUGGAGAAAUAUGUAAAGUAGAUGAGAAGGAGAAGCCUACAGACGCAUUACUGAGGGGAUUUGGACAGAAACAGUCAAACAGCCGCAGGGAGGCUUAUACUUUGAACAACAUCUACAUAUAUCCCAUCAAAUCAUGUGGAGCACAUGAGGUCCACAACUGGCCAGUGGGACAGCGGGGUUUACUGUAUGACAGAGGCUGGAUGGUGGUGAAUGGAAACGGCGUGUGCCUGAGUCAGAAGAGAGCGCCGCGUUUGUGCCUCAUUCGCCCACAAGUCCACCUGCCCUCAAACAAAUUGCUCCUGCAGGCAUCAGGGAUGGAUACCAUUUCGGUUCCCCUGGAAAACAACACUCAAAUGCACACUAGCUAUCAAGUGUGUCAGAGUAAGGUUUGUGCUGACAGGGUGGAGACUGUCGACUGUGGGGAUGAGGCUGCAUCAUGGCUUUCAGACUUCCUUGGACAGCCAUGCCGCCUGAUAAGACAAAGUCCUGAUUUUACCCGAGAAAUGAAGACGAGGCGUAGUGGAGCCGCCACCAUCGCGUCCCUCUCCCUGGUGAAUGAAGCUCAGUAUCUCAUGAUCAACCGUGCCAGUGUGGAGCUCAUUCAGGAACUAAUGAGCAGCAGGCAGGACGAUUCCGAGGGCGAUCCGCUCCUUGACACACAGAAUGUCAUUAGCCGCUUCCGAGCCAAUUUAGUCAUUGCUGGAGUAGAACCGUUUGAGGAGGAUAAUUGGUCACACUUGAUUAUUGGCAACACUCGAUUCGUGGUCACAGGUCAGUGUGGAAGGUGCCAGAUGGUUGGAGUGAAUCAGGACACUGGGACCAGAACAAAAGAACCGCUAAUGUCUCUGUCGGCCUACCGUACCGGAAAGGUGACUUUUGGUGUGUACCUGGCCCAUCAGCUACCAGAGGGCUCCACUACAGCAGGUGUCCUGUCAGCUGGUUCCCUCAUACAGCCAGAGCCACACAGUUCUUGAAGAAGUCAUCUGUAACAUCCUCUUUAUUUUAUUUUUGGUAAUACCUUUUCAGUGACACCUUUUUUGUCCUGUCAUUGCCGCACUGCACGACCCAAAGAUCACCUGUCAAACACUGUGGGGAGUUUCUACAGAUGCCACUCUGUUUGUGUGUGUGCACCUGGUGGCUUUUGUCCUCUCAAGUGUCCGUUUCAUAACAGAGCAUUCAGAUUUUAUUCUUCAAGUCCACUUUGAUGAGACAUGAAUGAAAUUGUUGUAUUUUUCCCCCCCAAAAGGUUAUGUUCUUAAGAUAUGUGCAAUAAAGUAGAUGUGAAGUAUUCCAGAAAACUAUAAUUUGAAUGUAUUACUGUUAUUCAAGCCAAAACAUGUCAGGGUAGAUGCAAUAAUCACGGCUCAUGUUAACGUCCUAGACACUUCUUUCUCUGUUUAUUCCCAUGGAGGAUUAUAUUGCUAUUUAUUCCAAACACAUCACCACUGUUACUGCUGCUGCAAAUCUAAAACAUAUUGCGCCCUGUAAUGGAAAAACCUACCAGACACUCAGUGCUCUGUAUAUGCUCCCAACGGGCUACGAACAUGGACAUCACAGUUCACGGAAGAUGAAGUAUUAAUUUGAUGUAAAGAGGAUGGAAACUUUGUAUUUCCUGAAAAACAGUAAGGUUUAACCAGGGUGACAUACUUGUACAUGAAGUACAUGUGUGCUCAACUGAUCUGUCAAGGUCUUGCAAUAUCCUGUAUACUGCUACUUAUGUAGUUCUAGAAAGACGUGGCUGCUGUGUGUUCCAAGGUUUUGUUGUGCUUGUAGCAUGUUUCCAGUGUGUACCCACAUGUCAAAUGGUGUAUAGAAAUGAUACGCAUAAUGUAUGCACAGAUUGGAUAGAGAAUAGGCUCCAAAGAAAAGCUGAACUUAAUAUAUAUAUGAAUGACAAAUUAAAGGAAGUACCUACAUAAAAUGUCCUAAUUAGGUGUUGCUGUCAUGAGCCUUCAGUGCUCCUUGGCAUUGAGUCUCCAAGUUGCUUGAACUCUGGAACUGGAGGGAUGGACACCAUUCCCCAUAUUUUUAUAGGCUGUAGGCUAUGAUUCAUGAUAAUUUUCAUUCUCAUUAAACCCUUCAGUGACUCAUUUACUCCGAUUUUUUUUCUUUAAUACAGUAUGUCACACAUCUCCUUUCAUAUGUCACCCAUCUCUACUGUGCAAACUAACUGCUACAGCAGUCUGUGCACACUGACAGUGAUUGUUGCUGAGAACUUUCUAAUGUAAUCAAAUCAAUGAUGAUGUACUUACUAUUUUUAUACAUAUGUGUCUGCUAUUUAUUUUAAUUCUUUGCUAUGGACUUUUAAUGUCUUAAAUAAAAUGAACUAAAGAUGAGAUGUCAACCUUUUUUAAAUCAUCCAAUCAUUAGUUGUGUCUCUAAGUGCCAUGUUUUAAUGUCUUGGCUCACAAGCCUCUGUACUUGUAUUCUGUUUAUCAGUUAACCUGAGACCUGUAUCUGGAACCUGUUUCUGCCUGCCUAACCUGCAUGUUUGACCUUCUACCUGAUUAGUGGACUUUAGAUUAUUACUUGCUCCUUCUUGGAUUUGUUUGAUGGUGUUGGGCUACUUUACGGUUUUGACCCUUGCCCGCCUCACAUACUCUGCACGCCUACCUCAGUUUAUAUAAUUAAAUCACUAAAUUGCA